Molecule: messenger RNA, 3120 nt
Organism: Aspergillus nomiae NRRL 13137
Lineage: Eukaryota; Fungi; Ascomycota; Eurotiomycetes; Eurotiales; Aspergillaceae
Exons: 5
Coding region: 1-3120 (1039 amino acids)
Biological process (GO): transmembrane transport
Source: RefSeq, a predicted model, not a curated record
AUGCCUCGGUGGAUCGCCUGGCGCCGUCUUUUCCUAAACCUUGCUGUCUAUGUCCUGAGUUGUCAAGCCGCAUGGGUGCGGAAGUAUCAUUGUGACUCUUCACGGUCCAGUGUGCCGGGGGAGUCCCCAUUCUGGAUUGACAGCCUUCGCGGCUCGUUCGACACGUUCGAUGGCUCCACCUUACUGUCAUUGUCAAUCCUCGGCGUCCACAAUGAAUCGCAGUUUACAUGCAAUGACCUCAACCUGACCGGGCUUGACACGGAAUCGCGUUUUAAUGUGCUCGGUUUCCCCGUCGGCAAGGUCGAGAGUUUUGAGAGCCAAUGUCCCCUCACAAUUACUGAGGCGCUGACACCUCCUGAGGGGUUGCUUUUCUCAAAGUACUUGUUUACGUACUCGUUCGGCAAUACCCACCGGCUGCAGACCCUCGCCACGGAGAUUGCUUUUAAAACCACUGACGGGUCCGAAAUCGAUUGCGCGGCGGUGAAGAUUACCCCAGACGUUGGGAAAGCUGCCGCUAUAGCCUUUACCUAUAUACCUGCCGCUGUAGUGGUCCUUGUUGCGAUCACUUCGUGGCUAAAGCACCAUAAUAAAGCGGGGGUGAAGGUAGGCUGCAGAGCUGCGUGGGCCAAUCAGGGCCCUAUAUGGGAGAUCAUCCUUGAUAUCACCGACUAUAUACGAUACCUCCAGUUUGUCUUUCUGGCUGGUUCACUUACCAUGGAAUAUCCAGGCUUCUACCAGCCAAUAGUAAGCCAGGUGUCCUGGUCCUCGUUGUUAUAUUGGACAGGCCCUAUUGACCAUGGCUUUACAUACACGGGAGUAGAGGAUGGUAUGUAUGUUAGCAAUGCAUCCUACGGGCUUGAGUACAUGGUACAGAUGCUCGGUUUUCCUCAGAUGCCUGACGUAAUGCUCGAUGCAUUCAUCAAUAUGUUCAUCCUAGUUUCUGGUCUUAUUGUGGUUCUACUGAUUUUAUGCCUAAUAACGUCGGGCUCGGGCUACUUGCCUUCGUUAACCGCAAUCCUUUGGCAGGGAGGGUAUAUCAUUCUAGGGGUAACUCUAUCAUUCUUCAGUGUCCCUCUUCUUUCAUACAUGUCAUACGAAUUGAUCCUGAUUGGAUAUCUUCCAAACUACCGCGUCACUUUAGUCACUUUGGCAAUGGUUGCUAUCAUUUGCGCAAAUUAUUUGAUAUCUCGGCAUUUCAAACAAAGGGAUCUGAGCGAUACAUCAGCUGGCUCUGACCAAGACAGUCCAUCGACCGGCUCAAGCAGGUUACUGCGAUAUUUGGAUUAUCUGCCACAUGCGAUUCAACUAGCUCAAGGUAUUAUAAUCGGCGGGCUACAGGACUGGGGCCUGGCACAGCUACUUACGCUUGUUGGGUGUGAAGUCGUUCUCAUUAUCCAUACGGCCAUACAGCGGCAGGCCAGAUUCUUCAUAUCCAAGACCGCCUGGUGUGCUGCUGUUCGCUUUAUAUCUCUCUUGUUGAGCCUUACAUUCGUGUGUUCCUCGAAUGAGGUGAUGAAACAAUGGGUCGGCUAUGUGAUCUUGUGCCUUCAUGGUGCGGUAAUAAUCUUCGGCUUCCUCCUUAUCUCGCUGUGGGAGUUGUCUCGACGUGCCUGGAAAAAGGCUGGUGGAAAUAAUGACUUAUUCUCGGACCACUUGAUUGUGAUUCCUCCUGUGAAUCAUGGCAGCCGCUCCUUUCCUUUUCGAGACACUAGUGUCAUCCGCCACGGGAAAGGCCAGAACAACAGUCGAGACAAGCACAGUUUUGACAGCCUGGCCAGCUCCUACCGGCUGGGCUCAGCUGGGACAUCCCUUGAACACCCUAAGGAGAGUGACAACUCGGCCACACCUUUCUCCCUAUCACCUCCUGUUGGUAGGCAUUAUGUCACGGACUUCUCCAGUUUCUAUAGAUCCCCACGCCGAAAUGAACCCCUGCCAACCAGAACCGGGUGCGCCAGCCCAGCAUCAGGAUCUGUUGGUUCGCCGGUAGGGUUAAGUUUGAGCGAGGAAUCAUACAGUGACUCUCACCCGACUCGAAGCUCUCUGGAUAUACUCGACGAGCUGUUAGAAGUACCCAGCAGACCCGAGAUAGAUUAUUCUGUUAGAGAAUCAGACUUCUACUACGGUAGAUGGAAUAACGACUCUACGUCGCCAUCGAUGCUACUUUCGCCGGACGAAAAUCAACCCAGCCGACAGACGUUGCGCCAUUGGACGCACAGAAUGUUGGCGCGGUUCAAAUAUCCCAAGCGGAAGGAGAAAGGGUUCCAGUCUUUGGAUGGUGGGAACGGGUCGGUCGAUCUCGUUCUGCGGGUCUCAGGCAGCCAUCUCCCGCACAUCAAGACGGAGAAUGAGGUCGCCGUUAUGACUUGGGUCCGUCAGCAUACGUCUAUCCCAAUUCCCGAGAUCAUCUGGUUUGAUGCUACCACCAAAAAUAGCCUUGGUUAUGAAUUUACGCUGCUCAUGCGCUCCCCAGGCAUUGGUCUGCAUGAGGUUUACGAUCAGCUGUCCGUGGAGCAGCUGACAGUGAUUGUUGACCAAAUUCUGGAUAUUGUCCUGCAGCUGCACCAAAAGUCCUGGUCUGGGGUAUCUGGACUGGUGCUCUCCCCCUCUACGGCAGAAACUGGCGCCUCUGCUCAGGUCAUUCCCGGUCUCAUUCUCGAGGAAACCUUCUGGCAGGCCCCUGAUAUUGUGACCUACUUUCCUGCGUUCCCGGAACUCAAUGAUACGCCAUAUGUCCUGGCACAUAAGGACCUCCACAUGGCCAAUAUCAUGUACGACCCGACUGCGGCUCGUGUCACGGCGAUUUUGGACUGGGAGUUUUCCGGUGUCGUGCCAGUCCAGCUGUGGGAUCCUGCGCAGGCAUUCCUCUGGAAUGGUCAGCGGAAUGCUCAGGCUGUGGAAGAGCAGAAAAGUGUACGUGCACUCUUUGACGAGCGAUGCCGUACCCGCGGCGUGGACCUAUUGUCGGAGACGGAGCCUCGCUUUUCUCUUCAUGAGAGCAUGCAGGAUGCGAUUGGGUACUUGCGGGCGAUUGUUGAGGUUUGUCCCCGGGGCGAGAAGGCAGACAAGGUGGGAGAGUGGAGGGCUAUGUUGGAGGCUAGUCUGGAGACAUUCAAAGUGUAA